AUGGAGGCUCAGAUCGAGAAUGCGGUCGAAAUCGCGUGGAGCCCCACUUCGGACCAGGCUCUGAAGGGACAGGCUUUCGAAUUUCUUAACCAGCUGCGAACUGACCCCCAGGGCUGGCAAGCCAGCGCCAACCUCUUUGCCCGAACGCCCCGGACCUCCGAGGUCGUGCGCAUGGUCUGCUUGGAAAUUGUCAACAAUGCGGUGCAUACCCAGGGGCUCGACAGCGCCAGCCUCUCGUUCCUCAAGCAGAUCCUCCUCGAAUACGUUCGCCAGGUCUACGGCCAGGAUCGUCAGGACCAGGUCGACCCACCCUCUCUGCAGAACAAGCUUGCUCAGACUCUGACGUAUCUCUUUGUUUUUCUCUAUGCCGACGGCUGGGAAAGCUUCAUCGACGACUUCCUGGCGCUCACCUACUCGCCCAACAGCUCUCAGCAGGACAAUAUCUCCGGCACUGUCCUCUACCUCCGAAUCCUGGGCAACGACGCCAAGCGAAACACCGAUCUCAAGGACCAGCUCAGGGACCGUCACGUCCAGAAGAUUGCUCAGUCGUGGAAGGAUCUUCUUGUGCGCCACGCUGGUCAGAAUGACCAGAUUACCGAGACUAUCAUGAGGGUUAUUGGCAAGUGGGUUAGCUGGAUGGACAUUGGUCUUGUCGUGAACCAGGAAAUGCUCAACCUUAUCCUCCCCGUUGUAGGAAGGAGUAACCCCGGCGGCACCGAGGACAAGGUCCGCGACGCAGCCAUUGAUGCUUUGACUGAAAUUGUGGCGAAGAGAAUGAAGGGUCCCGAGAAGAUGGAGCUCCUUUCGUUCCUUAGCCUGCGGGACAUUGUCGGCCAACUUGUCGCCAGCGCACCCUUGAACGAACUGAAAUCGACCCCCCAAUACGAUACUGAUCUCGCUGAGGCUAUCGCCAAAUUGGUCAACACGGUCAUGACUGAUGUUGUCAGGGUUCUUGAAGACGGACAGGUCGAUAGCCAGACCCGCAGCCGUGGCGAGCAACAUCUUCACGAUUUCCUUCCCUUCCUGCUCCGCUUCUUCUCGGACGAAUACGACGAGAUCUGCUCCACUGUCAUCCCCUCGCUCACGGACCUUCUCACGCUUCUGCGCAAGGCCGGCACACUGCCGCAGAACUACUCUGAAAUGUUGCCGCCCAUUCUCAAUGCCAUUAUCCGGAAGAUGCGCUAUGAUGAAACCUCCAACUGGGGUGCUGAAGAUGAGCAGACGGAUGAGGCCGAGUUUCAAGAGCUUCGUAAGCGACUGCAAGUCCUGCAAAAGACUGUCGCCGCUGUUGACCAGAACCUCUACAUUGAUGUGCUGAGCAAUCUUGUGGCUGAGACGUUCCAGACCCUUGACCAGCGAGGCGAGCAGAUGGACUGGAGGGAUCUCGACCUGGCUCUGCACGAGAUGUAUCUCUUUGGCGAGCUUGCCUUGCCGAACCAGGGGUUGAGCUCGAAGAACCAACCUUCCGGAGCCGCAGCUGAGAGGUUAACCAUCAUGAUGAAGAAGAUGGUUGAGUCGGGCAUUGCUAGUUUCUCUCAUCCUGCCAUUGUGCUACAGUAUAUGGAGAUCUGCGUACGAUACUGGCAGAUCUUCGAUGCUCAUCAGGAGUACAUCCCACGCGUGUUGGAGAACUUUGUUCAAUUAGUUCACCACAGCCACGUCCGCAUCAAAACACGAUCGUGGUAUCUAUUCCACCGCUUUGUCAAGUUCCUCCGAGCGCAGGUCGGCAAUGUGGCCGAAACGAUUAUUCAGUCCAUCGGCGAUCUGCUCCCCAUCAAGGCCGAAGUGACGGAAAAUGACGCUGACGAUGACAUGUCGUCCGACGAGUCGGAUCACUCGGCCGAUGCUCUCUUUACGAGCCAGCUCUACCUGUUCGAGGCCAUCGGAUGCAUUUCUUCGACGGCAGCCACUCCAGCAGACAAGCAGGCGCUGUAUGCUCGCCUGGUGAUGGAUCCCUUGUUCACCGACAUUGAGAACCACCUGCCCAAGGCCAAGUCUGGAGACGCCCAAGCCCUUCUUCAGAUUCAUCACGUCAUCAUGGCCCUUGGUACUCUAGCCCACGGCUUCUCUGACUGGGUCCCCGGUAGUACCGCGGCUCACCCUCGCCCGCCUCCCGACAAGCUUGUGUCUGCCGAGUUUUCUCGUGCGGCUGAAGCCAUCUUGAUUGCGCUUCGGGAGCUCAACAGCUCUGCCGAGAUCCGCACUGCGUGCCGUUCCUCUUUCUCCAAGCUUCUAGGAGUUCUGGGCGCUGCUGUGCUGCCUCAGCUCCCCCAGUGGAUUGAAGGGUUUCUCGGUCAGAGCUCUUCCAAAGACGAGAUGGCCAUGUUUCUGCGCCUUCUUGACCAGGUCGUGUUCGGUUUCAAGACGGAGAUUUAUGACGUACUGAACAUGCUGCUGACCCCGCUGCUGCAGCGAAUCUUCACUGGCCUCUCAGAACCCAUCAAUGGCACCGAUGACGAGAUUCAACUCGGAGAACUGCGCAGGGAAUAUCUGUCAUUCCUCCAAAUCAUCAUGAACAACAACCUCGAGUCUGUGUUUAUCAGCGAGACGAAUCAAGCUUUCUUCGAAUCUAUGAUCACAUCCGUCAUCUCCCUCGGCCGGACCAUCGAGGGCAACCUGGGUCCGAGCCGCCUGGCCAUUGGCGUGCUGACGCGCAUGGUCGGCGUCUGGGGUGGUCCUGACAUCGCCACAAUCUCGGCCAAUCCCACAGCGCCGACAGGCUCGCCGAACCCGACUAUCCCCGGCUUUGACCGCUUCAUGAUCGAGCGCUUCCACCCGCUCUGCUGGGAGAUACUCCGCGACCCGCAAUUCAAACCCGUGACGGACGCACAGAGCAAACAGGUCCUCACGGAGAUUGCAGCACUGGAGCAGGUCAUCUAUACAAAGACUGGGGACAUGUUUAUCCAAAACCUGCAGUCUUCGUUGUUCCCCCACCUGGGUAUCGAUGGAUCGGAGUUCUUGAGGGCCAUGACGACGUCGACGGAGAAGAAGACGUUCGCCAACUACCUGCUGGCGUUAUGGAAGAGUUGGAGGUGA
Verticillium nonalfalfae is the source of this 3036-nucleotide messenger RNA. RefSeq names its product pre-tRNA nuclear export protein (gene LOS1). Gene Ontology annotation, molecular function: small GTPase binding; tRNA binding. The transcript is spliced from 4 exons. Lineage: Eukaryota; Fungi; Ascomycota; Sordariomycetes; Glomerellales; Plectosphaerellaceae. Gene Ontology annotation, cellular component: nuclear matrix; nuclear pore; cytoplasm. Gene Ontology annotation, biological process: tRNA re-export from nucleus. The record is from RefSeq and is a predicted model, not a curated record. Bases 1 to 3036 code for a protein of 1011 amino acids.